This is a messenger RNA of Amphimedon queenslandica, 940 nucleotides long. RefSeq names its product probable global transcription activator SNF2L2. NCBI's taxonomy places the organism in Eukaryota, Metazoa, Porifera, Demospongiae, Haplosclerida, Niphatidae. Gene Ontology annotation, molecular function: ATP binding. The record is from RefSeq and is a predicted model, not a curated record. The annotation marks the transcript as partial. The transcript has 7 exons.
AACCCUCUCCAAUUGGGAUCUUGAGUUUGAUCGUUGGGCCCCAUCAGUCGUUCGUGUAGUAUGGAAGGGACCUCCCCUUGUCAGACGUAGCCUUGCGAAUCAAAUCAAGUCAGUCAGGUUUAACGUGUUACUGACCACCUAUGAGUACGUCAUGAAGGACAAGGGUCCACUAUCAAAGACGAAAUGGAAAUACAUGAUUAUUGAUGAGGGACACAGAAUGAAGAACCAUCAUUGCAAACUGACACAGAUAUUGAACCAGUACUACGAAGCACCACACAGGCUCCUAUUGACUGGUACUCCUCUACAGAACAAUCUCCCUGAGUUAUGGGCUUUGCUUAAUUUCCUCCUUCCAACCAUUUUCCAGUCCUGCAAUAACUUUGAGCAAUGGUUUAAUGCACCUUUUGCAAUGACAGGAGAAAAGGUUGAGCUAAAUGAAGAGGAGAAGAUUCUAAUCAUAAGACGUCUUCACAAAGUUUUGCGGCCAUUUUUGUUGCGACGAUUGAAGAAGGAAGUUGAAAAUCAGCUACCAGAUAAAGUUGAGUAUGUUAUAAAGUGUGAUAUGUCGGCACUCCAGAGACAAAUGUAUGUUCACAUGCAAAAGAAAGGAAUCCUACUAACUGAUGGAUCUGAAACCAACAGGAAGGGUAAAGGAGGUGCCAGGGCCCUCAUGAAUACCAUCAUGCAGUUACGUAAAAUCUGCAACCAUCCUUUCAUGUUUGAGGAGAUUGAAGACGCCAUUCUAGAGCACCAGGGCCUCUCGGGGAACACUCCUAAUGCCUCCAUUGCUACUACAGCUGAUCUUUAUAGAGCCUCAGGUAAAUUUGAGCUCUUGGAUAGGAUGCUGCCGAAAUUUAAGGAGACGGGACAUCGAAUAUUACUGUUCUGUCAGAUGACACAGUUGAUGACUAUAAUGGAGGAUUACCUCCAAUGGAGAGGUAAA